AUGGUGAGGGUCAGUGUGCUCAAUGAUGCGCUCAAGUCCAUGUACAAUGCUGAGAAGAGGGGGAAAAGGCAGGUCAUGAUCAGGCCAUCAUCGAAGGUGAUCAUCAAGUUCUUGACAGUCAUGCAGCGUCAUGGCUACAUUGGUGAGUUCGAAUAUGUGGAUGACCACCGUGCUGGGAAGAUUGUGGUGGAACUGAAUGGAAGACUAAAGAAAUGUGGUGUUAUUAGCCCUCGCUUUGAUGUUGGCGUAAAGGAGAUCGAAGAAUGGACUGCGAGGCUGCUCCCAUCUCGUCAGCACAGGAUAUUGCCAGAGAUGAAAGGUACUAAGCUGUCUCCACUGGACUGA
Messenger RNA from Miscanthus lutarioriparius, 345 nucleotides. Lineage: Eukaryota; Viridiplantae; Streptophyta; Magnoliopsida; Poales; Poaceae. The record is from the annotation of a GenBank genome assembly.